AAAGCUUUCAGUUUGCGACAUUUAACAACUUUUAGGCACAAGAAAAUUUGAAUAAAAUUCAAAAAGUAAACAAAGUUGCAAUAAAAAAUUGUGUUUAUCUUUGGGGCAACUACGCACAGUAUGCAAAAGAAUCUCUUUGUGCCAACAACGACAACAGCAGCCAGCCUAUUUGCAGCGCGCUUGAGAGCACAACAAAACGUUCAUUUAGAAAAUAUUUACCAACAUUGGCAAAUGUGCAUGUCAGACAGUUAACCAACUUUAUGCCGGUUAACGCUUAUAAGCAACUUUAAUUGCCGCAGCAAGAUCAAGACACGAUUUGACGCAGCCGCUACUCCAACGCCGCCUUAGCGGGAGCAGCAGCUGCAGCAGCCACAACUACAACAUUACACUUUUCUAACAGCGAUCGAGUCAAAAUCAAAGUCAUAUUUGUUGUUGCGGUUGAUGUUGUUGUUGUCGUUGCUGUUGUCAUAGUUGCCGCUGACCAACUCGUCGUGGCUGCAGCCGCUUGAAACGCUGAAAAGGUAUAAAAGGUUCGCUGCUAUCGCUGAGCGGUUCAAUUCGACGCGAAACGUCUGCGCUUUUGGAUUGACGGCGACAGCAGCCGAAACGGGAAUAUUUUCCAACCGCUAUAACAGUAAUGCAAUAAUAAUUUUGAAGGCGCUUUUUAUCAAGUGAACUCGGUUCAAGUUUAGACAAGUAAAGUGAAACAUUCUGCAAAUCACGUACAAGAACGAAGCCCACGAACAAAGCGACAACUUAAAAUUAAAUUUAUUGACAAUUUCGCAACUUGCAGCGUGCGUUUUCUCACGCUUGUUGCACCACAUCUAGAUGCACGUGCUCUGUAAAUAGAUAAAAAUUUGCAUACUCGAUUCCUUGAGCGCUAGUGCGGCGAUUAAUUAUUCAUAAACUCACAUAUUUUGGAAACGUGACGUGCGGGAGGACAGCACAACGCAUGCGCAACGAACAUCCUUUGAAAGCGAACGUGUCUGCAAUAGCAACAACAACACGUGGGUUGUGUGUGUGAAAAGGCCUUGCCGAAUAUUGAAAUUUUUAAAAUUCAUUGAACGUUAAGUGGCACAGGGAACUUGAACAAGUGACACGAUAAGUUACAAAUUGUACGAAUUAAAUAAGUAAACACAAAAAACAAGAAUUAAAGAAAAAGUGAGUGACAGCUGCGGUACGCUGAAGUUGACGAAAUCGAAAGCAACAACAGCCCACUGAACUGUAGUGAUUAAAGUGCUGCAAUAUGGAUGCAAAGAUACUAAUCGCGCUAGUAAUCGCCAGCAACUGUUACUCCAGCUGUGGUGCAGCUUUAAGGCGCACGCCAAAAGUCUAUAAUGCGCUCAUUACAACUGAUGAUAAUCUGACUUCUAGCCGUGCCUAUCCCGUCAUACAACCGACCAUACACGAGAGUGGUGUGGCGCACUAUCCCUUCGGGCCAUAUAAUCCGUAUGGUUACUACUCGCCACCGGUGCUGCGUUUCGGUCAACCUAUUGUGCCGGGUUUGCCACCAAGUCAACAAUUUCCCUACCCACUACCACAACAACGCUUCCCACCGCAAUUUAUGCGUCAGCCGCCACCGAACAGUGGGCCACAACUGCUACCCACACCCAAUGCAGUUGCGCAACAACCACCACCACAAGAUGGCUCGCCGGUAGAGGGUGCAGCGCCUACAGCAACACCACCAACCGAAGACCAACAACCCGUCCAACCACCAACUCAGCCACCGCCACUGAAAAAUCCCGCUUUUAUGCCGCCAUUCGAACAGAAUCCACCCAAGCAGAUGCCUAACGAGAAAUUGCCUAUUCCUUUGAACGAAUAUGGCCUACCACCAUCGCUUAUACCGCUGCAGCAAUAUCCAAAUCGUAAUCCUCAGAAUCCGGUAGCACUUCCGCCGUAUGCUUUCAAUCAGUACCCAGUCAUAUAUGAUCCCAUCACGGGUUAUCGUGAACAAUAUCUACCCCCAUAUCAAUAUUUCCCUAGUCAGCAUCAGCAUUUUGCUCUCGGUGGUGUGGCCAGACCACCAUUUCCACAACCACCAACAGCUGCAUCCAUUGGACCAGCAGUAACCUCGCCACCGCCGGCACCACAGUAUCCAGCACCAGAUCAGCCCGAGGAAGCAGCGGCAAGUGAGCCAGAACCACAACCGGUAGAUCCACCACAGACACCGCCACCAAAUGUCGACUUCGACAGUAUAAAGAAUGCGUCGAAGAGCAAGAACAGCGCUGUGCCGGACGUGCCGCCACCGCCAAUACCAUCAGGCAACAAGCCGCAACAAUCCUAACGUGUGCCUGACGAGAUGGACGGGAAUGUGAAGUAACAAUUGCACUUUACUUGGCCUAAAGUUCACUAAUCGCAUUUUAAACAAUUAGGAAAAUUCUUAUAAGUUAUUAUUGGUAAAAAAUACUCGAAUUAAUUUUAUUUAUUGUUAACGAAAUUUUGAGCAAGAAAAUUUUGUAUUUUUGCAUUUAA
Molecule: messenger RNA, 2472 nt
Organism: Bactrocera oleae (olive fruit fly)
Lineage: Eukaryota; Metazoa; Arthropoda; Insecta; Diptera; Tephritidae
Source: RefSeq, a predicted model, not a curated record